This is a messenger RNA of Danio aesculapii, 1214 nucleotides long. RefSeq names its product biogenesis of lysosomal organelles complex-1, subunit 6, pallidin (gene bloc1s6). The coding region runs from base 189 to 659 and encodes 156 amino acids. The record is from RefSeq and is a predicted model, not a curated record. Gene Ontology annotation, biological process: intracellular transport. The transcript is spliced from 5 exons. Gene Ontology annotation, cellular component: transport vesicle; extrinsic component of membrane; BLOC-1 complex. Lineage: Eukaryota; Metazoa; Chordata; Actinopteri; Cypriniformes; Danionidae.
GGUCACAUGAUGUUUGUGAGCCGCUCCUGGAAACAUUUUCCUGAAACGUUCAUCACACGGGAAAUAGAACAGCAGAGAUGCAGUGAUCCUGCAGUGAGGAUGAUCAGUAACACACACACACACACACACACACCAUCACUGCAGUUACUGAGGAUCCGGUGGGUCUGUGAGUGCGUGUGUUUCAUCUGAUGAAGAUGAUGAUGGACCGACAGGAGGAGGAAGAGCAGGACACAGUGUGUAGUGUGACCGAAGACAUUGUGUGUGUGGAUGAACAGACGGUCCAGCGACUGACAGACGGAUUCUUGUCUCACUACCUGCCAGAGCUGGACACAUCUAAACGGGCCCUGCAGGAACUCACACAAAAUCAAGUGAUCUUGCUUGAUACUCUGGAGCAGGAAGUCACAAAAUUCCGCGACUGCAACACCAUGGUUGAUCUGAACGCGCUGUUCACAGAGGCCAAAGUUUAUCACAGCAAACUGGUGAAUAUUCGCAAGGAAAUGAUCGUUCUGCACGACAAGACCAGCAGACUGAAGAAGCGAGCGCUGAAACUGCAGCAGCACAAACAGAAGGAGGAGCUAGAGAGAGAACAGCAGAGAGAGAGAGAGAUGGAGAGAGAGAGACGACUGACUGCUAAACCAGCCAAACGCACCGACAACUGAAACACACACACACACACACACACAUACACACACACACAACAGCAGAGAGAGAGAGAGAGAUGGAGAGAGAGACGACUGACUGCUAAACCAGCCAAACGCACCGACAACUGAACACACACACACACACACACACACACACACUCACAUACAGAACAGCAGAGAGAGAAAGAUGGCUCAUUGACAAACCAGCCAAACGCACUGAUGCCUGAACACACACACACAAACACACACACACAAACAACUGGAGAGAGAGAAUUGCCAAAUGCACCAACAUCUGAACACACACAAACACACAGAACUGGAGAGAGAGAGAGAGAGAGAGCGAGAGAGAUUGCCAAACGCAACAGUGUCUGAAACACACACACACACACACACACACACAGGUGAUUUUCAGGAUUUUAUCAGGAUUAAACACACAGCUGUAUCUCAUAUUUGACUCUUCAUCAUCAUCAUCAUCAUCAUCAUCAUCAUCAUCAUCAUCAUCAUCAUCCUGUGCAUUCCUCUCCAGAUAAAUAAAUGUGAUAAUAAUAAUAAUAAAAGUGUUUGUCUUCAUAA